Messenger RNA from Prinia subflava (tawny-flanked prinia), 1901 nucleotides. RefSeq names its product dCMP deaminase (gene DCTD). The transcript is spliced from 6 exons. The coding region runs from base 87 to 662 and encodes 191 amino acids. Gene Ontology annotation, molecular function: hydrolase activity; zinc ion binding. Lineage: Eukaryota; Metazoa; Chordata; Aves; Passeriformes; Cisticolidae. The record is from RefSeq and is a predicted model, not a curated record.
GGGCGCGGCUCGGCAGCCCCGGCCCGCCCCCGGCCCCGCCCGCCCGCCUUGGCGCCCUGCGGCGGGAGCAGCGUGGCCGCGCCAGCAUGAGCGGCCCCCAGCCCGGCCAGCAGCGGAACGGUUUCAGCAGUGAAGCAUCCUGCAAAAAAAGAGAGGAUUAUUUGGAAUGGCCUGAAUAUUUUAUGGCAGUAGCUUUUCUGUCAGCACAAAGAAGCAAGGAUCCAAGCUCUCAGGUUGGUGCCUGCAUUGUAAAUUCAGAAAACAAGAUUGUUGGAAUUGGCUACAAUGGGAUGCCUAAUGGUUGCAGCGAUGAUGUACUACCCUGGACAAGAACAGGAGCAAAUAGACUAGACACAAAAUAUCCUUAUGUGUGCCAUGCCGAAUUGAAUGCCAUCAUGAACAAAAACUCAGCUGAUGUGAAAGGCUGCAGCAUGUAUGUUGCCUUAUUUCCAUGUAAUGAAUGUGCAAAGCUCAUCAUCCAGGCAGGCAUAAAGGAAGUUAUUUUCAUGUCUGACAAGUAUCAUGACACUACAGAAAUGACAGCUGCACGGCGGAUGUUUGAUUUGGCAGGUAUUAUAUACAGGGAAUUCAAGCCAAAGUGUAAUAAGAUCAUCAUCGACUUUGAUUCAAUUAACAGCAGACCAAGUCAAAAGCUCCUGUGAAUUAUGUCUCAUUAAGUCUUUAGAAGAGUGUGAUUAUCCUGUUCUAAAAAGCUGCUAAGGCCUUUCAUCUUGAAGUUACUUGCAACUUUUUAAUGGUUUCUGUAGCUAAAGUAGACUUAUAAGAAAUCCAAGGCAUAAAAUGUCCCGCUCACUUCAUCUUGUCAUGUGGAAUCUAAAUCUACUUAAAAUUUUUUAUGCCUUUAUCAAAAUUGCUUAAAAAAUGGAGACACGUAGAUGAAACAAAAUAAGAAAACUGUUCUGGUUCCUCCUGUAUUCAUCACCACAUGCUCUGAUGGGCUGUCAGCAUAGAUUUAGCCUCAGUUUAACAGCAAUACUUGUAACCACUAGUACGGUAGAAUAUGCUAAUAUAUGUUGAUCUCUCUGUUGGAUAUGUGGAUCUUAAGAGUUGAUCCUAAUAAAGAACAAAAAAUGUUAUCCGUGCAAAUGCUAAUCUUCCAACUAGCAUAACACUAAUAUUUAAAAAGCUUUUACAGCUUUAGGAAUGUGUGGCAUUCUGCUUGUUACCCAACAAAUGAAAUGCUGACUUUUCUUUUAGUUGCCAUCUGACAUUGCCAUACUUGGGGAGGGUUGAGAGAGGAAGCUGUUCCGAGAAUUCUCCAUGCCUAAGUGAGCUUUACGAGUGCUUUCAAAUCCUUGUUUUUCCCAAGACUCCAGAACUGAAGGAGCUUGAGGGAGUAAAUAAUUUGGCACUUUACCUCUGGGACUUUUACACUGAGUUUGUUUUCAUGUGUAAAAGAAAAUCAUUUUAUUGGUCUAAGCUGUUCCUAGAUAAUCCAACAUAGCUCAGUCCUUAACUCCACCUGUAAGGUAAUUCAAUCAUUUUUUGUCCUUUGAGAGAAAUUGGAGAUAUUCAACCCAUAUUCAUGUCUGUGCCAAAAGAUGUAAUUAUGGUGUUAGCUUGUUUCCCAGUGCUGACAUAGUACCUCCAUUUUCAUAAAUGUUGCCUAAAAUAAUAUCCUUUUUAAUUUUAUCUUGAGAUCUGGGAAUAGAUUUGAGUUCCUUUUCUCUAAUUUGAUUUUUAAAAAUUAAAUAUGCCUAAUGGCUUUGUUUAGAUAACAUUGGUGGUUGUUUGUUUUGUUGGGGGUUUUGUUUGUUUGUUUUUUAAUGUGGUUAUACUUCAAUGAGCUUUUAUUUUCUCUACAAAAGCUUUGUUUCAUAUUUUGGGACAUUAUGUAAUUUGGCUUCGUACCAGUAUUAUUAAAGUCUUAUUAAAAUCCA